AGGUUAUUUUUUUCUUGUUAGAAAAACUAAUUGUUGUUAUUUAAUAUUUACAAAAUAAUUUUUAAUUUAGUUAACGAAACGAAAUGUUACGCCGAAUCCCUUUACUAAUUGCACAACAAGUGCGUGGUAAUAACCAAGAAGUGGCACGAACAUUUGCUUCCUCAGCAGCCAGCGGAAAACAAGAAAAAUGGGAUUUAUAUGCCGGUGUUUUAGUUGAAAGAUUACCCGUGGUUUCUAAAGAAUUUAAUGAAAUUGAAAAGGAAUUCCAACAAUAUUUGUGGCGUGUAGAGUUUGAAAAAUCACUAAAAUCCAAUCAUGAAUUGCAGCACGAACGUGAUUUGAAACAGGCCGAACUUUUGAAAAAAGGACAAUUGGAAGUUGAUCUUGAUGAGUCUGCUUCUAAGCAAACAGCACAGGAUCUUAAAGAUGCUUACAUUGAGGAAUUAAAUAAAUUUAAAGUUGCUCCCCGUACCACGGCCGAUGAUGCUGCAAAAAAUGUAGUCUCCACUAACCGCCACUUGGAUGAGACUUUGUAUUUACUUGUAGAACACAAAUUGGGCUCUAAAAAUCAUUUGUUAUUACCCCAAGGUCUACGUCUCGACGGAGAAACAAUGAGACAAGCAGCUGAACGUGUUUUGCGUGAGAAAUGUGGUGAUAAAAUGAGUGUACAAUUUUAUGGCAAUGCUCCUUGUGGUUUUUAUAAAUACAAAUAUCCAGCUGCAGCUCGUGAUCAAAGUGUGGGAGCCAAAGUAUUUUUCUUUAGGGCCUCAUUGAAGAAUGGUAACGUAGAUCAGGCCAUUAGUAAGAAAUACGAAUGGCUGGAAAAGGAAGCAUUAAGUGGCAAAUUGAAUUCCUCAUAUAGUGAAAGUAUACAAAAGUUUUUGUUUUAAUUUUAUACAGUUAAUUAAAUAAAAAUUAUAAUGUUAUUUAAAUAAAUAUAGAAAAACAGUUAA
This is a messenger RNA of Lucilia cuprina (Australian sheep blowfly), 953 nucleotides long. It is a transcript of the gene mRpL46, whose product is annotated as 39S ribosomal protein L46, mitochondrial. The transcript has a single exon. The coding region runs from base 84 to 890 and encodes 268 amino acids. The record is from RefSeq and is a predicted model, not a curated record. Gene Ontology annotation, molecular function: structural constituent of ribosome. Gene Ontology annotation, cellular component: mitochondrial large ribosomal subunit. NCBI's taxonomy places the organism in Eukaryota, Metazoa, Arthropoda, Insecta, Diptera, Calliphoridae.